AUGGCUGCUCCUGCACUCGGUGUUGGUGACAUUGUGAAGGCCGCCAAACUCACUUACGAUGGCGUUGGGGCUCUACGUGAGGACGAAGAUGGUGCUCGAGCCCAUUUUCAGCAGGCAACUACCGCGAUAGCGCACCGCACACGAGCGGUUGAGGACCUGAUCAGCGAUCUCAAAGCCAACACGGGUGGCUCAAACCAAGCUGCACUCGAAGCAUAUGCUCCCCUCUUGGCAGAGGAUACUGCUUUGCAAACGAAGAUCGCGCGACUCGGACCGAGCCUUGGACGGGGCGCAAAGCCAGGUCUCCACCAUGGCAUGGGACGCAAACUGAAAUUCCACUUUGAGGACGACAAGCAGAUACGUGAGCAUCAUGAGCGCACACGUCCUGCCGUCGACGCAGCCGUGCUGCAAACUUUACGAGCGAGCACACAAGUCGUGAAAGAUUUACAUGCGAAGCAAUCAACGCGCUUUGAUGGUUUCGUCACUAACCUCGAUCGACGACUUGAUGCUCUUGAUCCUACCCCACUCCACGACAAGAUUAACGUGAGCUUGGAUGAGGUCAAACAGAUGUUCGCGACAUUGAAUUCGGCUAGUAGCGGUUGUUCAUCUACAUCAUUCCAGCCGCAGACACCCGGCGCCAAUGCUUCUCUGCUGCCGACCGCGGGCAGUGUCUCAGCGAAACAGGGCAGCCUAGCAGCCGGGCAUCCGAGGUCUCUAUCGACAGCGGCCAGUCUUUGCAGCACUCCGCGUGGAGCAGAUCAAACGCAGAUAUCCAGCGGUAAUAGCCAUCUACCGUGCUUCCAAGGACAUUGGACGCAAACGAAGGCUGGCGGCGGUUCAAUCGUCAGUCUCGACCAGCCUCUAAAAGAAGAGGCGCUCAAAUUCCUCAUCGACUGGCUCGCAGUGCUUUACGCGCUCACCGCUGUGGUCGCAUAUCAGCAACCACAGGCGCGGCGAAUUGUGAUCAGACAACUCGAAAAGGCACGCGAAGAUCCUUUUCUGGGUGCACUACUCGGAUGUCUUGUGAUUGCUCUGAUCCGAUCGCUAGCACAAGUUCAUCGUCAGAUAAUGUCAUUGGCCGAUGACAACAUCACAGUUCACUAUGCACUUGGCGAGCAACUCGGGUACGAGCGACCGCCAUGGUGGUCGGACGAAGAAGCCCGUCACACACAAAAGCGCGAAAUCGAAACACUCAUCAAGCGCACGAGGAGACUCGACAGGAACCGGCCUCCAUUAUCUCAGAUGCGUCUUCCGCAACACGGCCGAUCAGCCUCGCCACCCGAUAGCCACAUCUACAGUGCCGUGGUUGAGGGGUCUGAAGACGUGGAUGACCUUUUUGAUGCCACGGUGAAGGCCGCAGCUACAACGUCGCCGACGUGGACCCAUGCUUCAAGUGCUAGCAUCCCUCGAUCUCCCAGCCAAACUGGGUCUGCUGGUGUCUCGCGGAAGAACGACGAUGGACUCCAGUAUCGCUCUUCUCGUCACUCAGCUACCACGACCCGCCCAGGUGAUGCCGGUGAGAGCAGUGGCGACGAGAAUUGGGAUACUGAUGCUGGCGAGUGGGCGGAUUUCCAGGACCGAACCAAGCAGCACCUUGAGAAACCCGUCACUUCAGCACGGCAGACAUACGAUUAUUGGAACUCGAUGUACGAUCAGCAGACGCAUCAGUGGAAUGAUGACCUUGAUCGUCAGAGACGCGAUGACGCUGCCAGCAAUGAACGUCAUCGCGCUCGGCUAGAAGAGGACAGGCGCCGGAGGGCGCGCGAGAUGAAUGCCGAGCUCACUGCAGCUGAGGCAGCACUACUACAAGAUCGCGUUAGUCGCGAGCGCGCACAGCAAGAACGAGAUCGUCUUGCUCAUGCCGCCGAUUAUCUGCCAGGCGACGUAAUCGAAGGGGUCGAGUUCCACGAGUCUGAAGAUCGUCCUGGCGAAGGUUCUGGACCAGCGAGGGAAGCGUCUAGGAGGCCAGGACAUUCGUCAGACCACCCACAAGCCGAUAACGAGCGAUCACGGAGGUACUCUCCAUCCAGAUUACUAGCCAUGCGACCAACGUGA
This is a messenger RNA of Cyphellophora attinorum, 2052 nucleotides long. RefSeq lists its product as uncharacterized. Bases 1 to 2052 code for a protein of 683 amino acids. The transcript has 3 exons. Lineage: Eukaryota; Fungi; Ascomycota; Eurotiomycetes; Chaetothyriales; Cyphellophoraceae. The record is from RefSeq and is a predicted model, not a curated record.